CAACAACCACAAUGGCCCCAACUACAACAACAGAUAUACCAACUACAACAACAGCAACACCUACAACAACCACAGCAGUUCCAACAACAACAGAGGUCCCAACUACAACCACAGCUGCACAUACAACAACCACACUGGCUACAACUACUACAACAGCAGUACCAGCAACCACAGUUGUGCCAACUACAACCACAGCAGUUCCAACAACAGAGGCCCCAACUACAACCACAGCUGCACAAACAACAACCACACUGGCUACAACUACUACCACAGCAGUACCAACAACAACUACAGCUGCUCCAACAACAACCACAACACUCCCUACUAUGACCACAGUGCUUCCAACUACCACCACAACUGCACCAACAACAACCACAGAAGCUCCAACAACAACAACCACAGCAGCUCAAACUACAACCACAGCUGUACAUACAACAACCACAGCUGCUCUGACAACAACCACAGUUGUGCCAACUACAACCACAGCAGUUCCAACGACAACAGAGGCCCCAAGUACAACCACGGCUGCACAUAUAACAACCACAUCGACCCCAACUACUACCACAGCUGCACCAAAAACCACAAUUGUGCCAACUACCACCACAGCAGUUCCAACAACAACAGAGGCACCAACUACAACCACAGCUGCAGAAACAACAACCACACUGGCUACAACUACUACCACAGCAGUACCAACAACAACCACAGCUGAACCAGCAACAACUACAGCUGCUCCAACAAUAACCACAGCAAUCCCAACUACGACCACAGUUCUUCCAACAACAAACAUGACUGCACCAACAAAAACUACAGCUGUACCAACAACAUCAACAGCUGAGCUAACAACAUCAACAGCUGAGCUAACAACAACCACAGCUGUUCCAUCAACAACCACAGCUGCAACAACAACCACAGAUGUGCCAACAACAACCACAGCAGUUCCAACAACAGAGGCCCCAACAACAACCACAGCUGUACCAACAACAACCACACCUGAACCAGCAACAACUACAGCUGCUCCAACAAUAACCACAGCAAUCCCAACUACGACCACAGUUCUUCCAACUACAACCAUAACUGCACCAACAACAACCACAGUGGCUCCAACAACAACCACAGAAGCUCCAACAGCAAACACAAUGGCCCCAACUACAACCACAAAUGUACCAACUACAUCAACAGCAAAACCUACAACCACAGCUGUACAUACAACAACCACAGUUGUGCCAACUACAACCACAGCAGUACCAACAACAACAGAGGCCCCAACUACAACCACAGCUGCACAUACAACAAUCACAGUGGCUCCAACUACUACCACAGCUGUACCAACAUCAACCACACCUGAACCAACAACUACAACUGCUCCAACAAUGACCACAGCACUCCUCACUACGACCACAGUGCUUCCAACUGCAGCCAUAACUGCACCAACAGCAACCACAGCUGUACCAACAAUUACAGCUGAACCAACAACAACUACAGCUGCUCAAACAACAACCACAGAAACUGCAACAACUACCACAGCGGCACCAACAACCACCACAGCGGCUCCAACGACAACCACAACCACACCUACACCAACAACAACUACAGCUGCCCCAACAACUACCACAACACUCCCAACUACAACCACAGUGCUUCCAACUACAACCAUUACUGCACCAACAGCAACCACAGCUGUACCAACAAUGACAGUUGUGCCAACAACAACCACAUCUGUAUCAACAACAACCACAGUGGCUCCAACAACAACCACAGUGGCUCUAACAACAACCACAGCUGCUCCAACUACCAACACAGCAGUUCCACCAAUGACCACAGUGCUUCCAACAACAAACAUGACUGCACCAACAAAAACUACAGCUGUACCAACAACAUCAACAGCUGAGCUAACAACAUCAACAGCUGAGCUAACAACAACCACAGCUGUUCCAUCAACAGAGGCCCCAACUACAACCACAGCUGUACCAACAACAACCACAGCUGCUCCGACAACAACUACAGCACUCCCAACUACGACCACAGUGCUUCCAACUACAACCAUGACUGCACCAACAACCACAACUGUACCAACAACAAUUACAGUUGUGCCAACAACAACCACAGCUGCUCAAACAACAACCACAAAAGCUGCAACAACAACCACAGUGGCUCCAACAAUAACAACAGCUGCUCCAACUUCAAUCACACCUACACCAACAACAACUACAGCUGCUCCACCUGCCACCACUGCAGUUCCAACUAUGUCCACAGUGCUUCCAACUACAACCAUGACUGCACCAACAACAACUACAGCUGUACCAACAACAACAGCUGAGCUAAGAACCACAGCUGCUCAAACAACAACCACAGAAACUGCAACAACCACUGCAGCACCACCAACAACCACAGCAGCUCCAACUAUGACAACAGUGCUUCAAACUACAACCAUGACUGCACCAACAACAACUACAGCUGUACCAACUACAACCACAGUUGCUCCACCUACUACCACAGCGAUACCAACAACAACCACACUUGAACCAACAACAACCACAGUGGCUCAAACUGCAACCACAGCUGUCCCUACAACAAACACAGCUGCUCCGACAACAACCACACCUGCACCAACAACAACUUCAUCUGCUCAGACGACAACCACAGUGGUUCCAACAACAACCACAGAGGCUCCUUCUACAACCACAGGUGUACCAAGUACAACAACAGCUGCUCCAAAAACAAGCACACCUACACCAACAACCACAACUGCUCUGAGAACAACCACAGCUACACCAACAACUACUGCUUCUCCAACUACAACCAAAGCAUUUCCCAGUAUGACCUCAGUGCUUCCAACUACAACCAUGACUGCACCAACAACAAAUACAGCUGUACCAACAAUAACCACAGCAGCUACAAUAACCACAUCUGUACCAUCUACAACCACAUCACCUCCAACAACAACUACAGAAGCUCCAACAACAACCACAGUGGCUCAAACUACUACCACAGAAAAGAAAUCCCGCUCAACAAGUUUACCUCAGACACAUUUCACAAACAAAUUAAAGACAGAAAUAUAUGACAGUUAG
Gambusia affinis (western mosquitofish) is the source of this 3071-nucleotide messenger RNA. Its product is annotated as mucin-2-like. Bases 12 to 3071 code for a protein of 1019 amino acids. The record is from RefSeq and is a predicted model, not a curated record. The transcript has 2 exons. Lineage: Eukaryota; Metazoa; Chordata; Actinopteri; Cyprinodontiformes; Poeciliidae.